AUGGCGUCUGCAAUGCGAUUGCCGCUUCCUUCAAGACGCGCCGCCCCGUCACGUUGUUUGUGUACUCCUUCUUCCUCCUUCCUGUUCACUCGCUCGUUCGCUUGCUAUUCCCUCACUCGCUGCGUCACUCAGAUCUCACUGGCCAACGUAGCUUCUCGCCAGCUCCUGGCUGUCGCUGCCAGCAAAAACAAAGCCAGCGCUGCUGCUUGCUUCGUUGAACUCGCAUCUCCUCUUACCUCGUCGCUGGCCUGUUCCGCGAAGGCGCGGCUGUCAUCGAGCGAGCGAGCGAGCGAGCGAACAAGAAGAAGAAGAAAGGACCCAAUUGCGCUAGCAGCGCGCCACAAACUCGUCCCAUCCUAUUCCACACAGCCAGGCGAGCUGGCAUAG
Molecule: messenger RNA, 387 nt
Organism: Soboliphyme baturini
Lineage: Eukaryota; Metazoa; Nematoda; Enoplea; Dioctophymatida; Soboliphymatidae
Source: the annotation of a GenBank genome assembly